Fonsecaea monophora is the source of this 711-nucleotide messenger RNA. RefSeq lists its product as hypothetical. The record is from RefSeq and is a predicted model, not a curated record. The coding region runs from base 1 to 711 and encodes 236 amino acids. NCBI's taxonomy places the organism in Eukaryota, Fungi, Ascomycota, Eurotiomycetes, Chaetothyriales, Herpotrichiellaceae. The transcript has a single exon.
AUGAACAACCCGCCGCCGCCGCCACAUCAGCCACCGCAGCAGCCGCCGCAGAUGAACAUACCACCUCAGCCGAACCUAGGCUCCCUCGGAGGAUUUUGCGUUCCAGCCGUCCUUUCAGUCAUACUCAAUACCAACCUGACCUUCGCCCUACAACAUGCUCUCCAGCACGGGUACCCACUCAGUCAACUUCGACUCGUUACAUAUCAGUUAGUCUCUCAAUUGGGCCUCAUCUACAAUCCUUCGUUCCAGCUUCACUCUCUUGUGCCACAACAGAUGUGGCAGCCGAACGCUCAAAUGACACAUCAGGACUUUGAGAAUGCAGGUCAAACCACGGCCCAAUUGGCUGGGUUAAUCAACCAGUUCAACAUCCCAGGAACGACCGGCGUGGGGGCGAUCAUCUUGCUCCCACCAGCCCAGGGUCCCAAUGGUCGAGCUUCAAUGCACGCCGUCGUGGUUGCGCCAGGACAAACGCUUCGCUUCUUCGACUACGCAAACCCGGCGCAACCGAGAGAACUCACUGUAGCUUGGAACGCUCCGAACUCGACGGUGAGAUUCCUCGCAAUGUUUUGGUACGCCGACAUCAAUCAGAGGCAGCACAUGACUCCUCCUCCUUCAAAGACCGGUCCAUCCGCACCGGGGGGCUCGUCCUCACACCCGGCCGGAGGUUCGUCCACGCAUCCCAUGAUGGCGCCCACCUCAGGGGCACGCUGA